AUAGAAUGCUCUCAGUGCUGAAUACCCACCUUGAAAUCGUUUAGGAUAUAGCUGGGAGGUCAAAUAACCUUCAUAGUCAUGUUUUCGUACCAAGUCUUUGCAGUAUUCGGUUGGAUUGGAAGUACCAGCCUCAGAAUGCAAAACUGAACCUGUAUGAAGCCGGCGGCAAGAACUUAAUCUCUGCAGACAAUGAGAACGAAGUGACAGUGGUAAUAUGGUCAUGGCUCAUGACAAAAUGUAGAGUGAUCCGGCAACUAAACUUCAACAUUUCACGAGUUACCGGACUCGGAGUUAUCAGUCAUCUGCUUCCACACAGUACUAGUACAACUGGCCGCGAUGUCGUUGAGAAAGUCAGGACUUCAAAAAGACGUCUUAGCACUCUAUAGACGUGCAUUACGUAUGGUCCGUACCAAACCAGCUUUGACCCAGGCAAAAUUCCUCCUCUUCGUGCGCUACAACUUUCACACACAAGCAUCUUCUGUAUCACCUCGCGAAGUUGCAGCUAUAGAGCACCUUCUCCGUCGUGGUAGAAGGCAACUGGAGAUGUACGAGCAGCCCUCUGUCAAAGACUGUCAGAUAUCACAAGUCAUGAGUGAUUGGGAGCAAAACCGACGCGGAUCACGGACAACUUCACAUUAAUAUCAAAUAUCAGAAGAUAUGGUAGAUUCGGUCAAAGCAAUAUUAUGGG
Suillus bovinus is the source of this 688-nucleotide messenger RNA. RefSeq lists its product as uncharacterized. Gene Ontology annotation, biological process: mitochondrial respiratory chain complex II assembly. The record is from RefSeq and is a predicted model, not a curated record. The transcript is spliced from 2 exons. The coding region runs from base 337 to 639 and encodes 100 amino acids. Lineage: Eukaryota; Fungi; Basidiomycota; Agaricomycetes; Boletales; Suillaceae. Gene Ontology annotation, cellular component: mitochondrion.